GCGCACAAGACAACCCUGCCAUUUAUGCCAAGGUCACUGGGACCAAUGGGGGGACGUCCUGCAGAGGUGGGAGGGUCCUGGAGGUCCUGCUGGAGAUGGAGAGAGAGCGAGAGAGAAGAGAGGAGCACUACUGGGACCAUCAGUUGUUUCAAGCAGCACAGGCAGCCGGCUCCCUACCCAUAACACCCUGCUCCCUACCCAUUACACCCUGCUGUGAACACAGGCAGCUUAAGGGCGGGUGGUGUUCAUGUAUGUGGAAACUCAGAGUAAAAGCCAGACAACUUUCUAUCAGGUUGGCUCUGGAAGGCCCUUGGAAUGUUUUGCCAUCGUUGCGCCAUGGUAACCACAUAGAUUGCCAUGGUAACCACAGAGCCCAAAAAGCGGAGUGGCCACACCCCUCGAGCGCCACACAGAUCCUUCUACUCCUGCAGCGUAAAUAUGACAUCAUCAGGGAGCGCCUGUAUGCGGAGAUGCUCCAUGAGGAGCAUGGUGGUGUGUGGUGGGAGAGCCGGUUGCCGUGGCAGCGAGAGGAGUGUGUGUUGGAGUUGGGCGUGCUGGCGGAGCACGCUCUGUCCGACCGAGACCUGCUGGGUCUGUGUGAACUGCCAGGAGCGUUCCGCAUCUACAGGCAGCAGAUGACCUCGGCCUGUGGAGAGGAGAGUCAACCCAGGGAGCAGUCUUGGUUGGCCCGUCCACUGCCCUCGGCCUGUGGAGAGGAGAGUAAACCCAGGGAGCAGUCAUGGUUGGCCCGUCAGCUGCCCUCGGCCUGUGGAGAGGAGAGUCAACCCAGGGAGCAGUCAUGGUUGGCCUGGACAGCCCUGGUGUUUCUGAUCGAACUAGAGUCCUCUUACCAGGAGGAGAGCAGAGCACUGAGCAUGCUUAUGACCAGUUAA
Molecule: messenger RNA, 893 nt
Organism: Clupea harengus (Atlantic herring)
Lineage: Eukaryota; Metazoa; Chordata; Actinopteri; Clupeiformes; Clupeidae
Exons: 8
Coding region: 96-893 (265 amino acids)
Source: RefSeq, a predicted model, not a curated record